Bursaphelenchus xylophilus (pine wood nematode) is the source of this 1948-nucleotide messenger RNA. The record is from the annotation of a GenBank genome assembly. NCBI's taxonomy places the organism in Eukaryota, Metazoa, Nematoda, Chromadorea, Rhabditida, Aphelenchoididae.
AUGGCUCUGACUUUGGGCUCGGGAGCCGGAGCGGCACCCAAAACUUCCGGCUCCUUCUUUGGCCCCCGGCUCGGAGCCGCUCAGAGCCGGAGCCGUGGCAAUCUCUGGUUAUGACGUAUUACUUGGCUUGAAGCAACUUGGUUUAUCAAGCGAAAAGAUCUUUGUAGGUACAUUGUGAUGUUUCCGUAGUUUCUGUAGUUAAAAGUGAACAGAUGAAUACUAUUGCUAAUAUUUUGCUAAGAAUUUGAAUUUUUUUAAAGAAUCGAAACACAAAUUACAACUUUUUAUUGGCCAAGACUUGAUCUGCCAGUUUGCAAUCUGAAGAGAUAUCAAGUGUAAUGUCUGAUUUAGUUCGCCAGUCAAAUUCAAUUCUAUUAAUGCGCGGAUUAACCGCCGAAAAUGACGGUCAACCUGAACAAUUAUGGUCAUAGGUUAGGUGGAGCUGUAAUUGCAAAUAACAAAAAAUGUGCUCAGAGCUCGGAACCCUGUUAUCAUCGUAUUUUAAUGUCAAAGUACGCAACAUUUUAUCAUCGCACGUUGGUACUCGAACCCCCGUUCGUGUCAAUCCAAUGUGAAGCGCACUACCCCUGUACUAUUUGUGCACUGCGUGGCCUUUCUUCCCUCUGCAUCUAAAAUCAAAAUAUUUUACAAUCACUAUAGACAAAUGCGAUUUAUGUGUAUAUUAUUUCUCAUUUUUAGUCAUUCACCCGCCUAUCCUCUGGCAGAUCUUCGAUGGCCUCAAAUGCGUAGAAUCGGCAUUUUACGAACCGAUCGAACCAUAGAACAUCCGAUCCGGCGUCUCUGUAUGCCUCAGACUCCGGAAGAUUCCCAUUGAAUCAGCUGGGAGAAGACGAUUUUGUCAGCAAUUUGGAUACAGCUUAAAAUGAUGAAGAAGGAAGGUUCAAGGAUUCGGCUCUGAGGUGAAAUUUUUUGAAAAUGUGAAAAGGCUGCGGGUUAUGUCGAUUUUUGACGAAUUUUGCGCGCAGAAUGGAUUUUUUUUAGGGAAAAUGCAUUUAAAAAAUUUGUUGGAACCUUGUAAAUUGUUUAAAUGCUGUGUUUUGCUGUAUUGAGCAAUUUUUAAUCAUUUGCGAUAGCCAAAGAAAGAUGCCAAAAUUGGCGGGAAUUCAAAAAAAAAUCGAAUUUUUAUAUGAUUUUUGUCGGUAUUUUGAGACAAAAAUUUUUUAUGUCUAAAAUAAUGUUUUCAGUAACGAAGAAGGCCCAAAUGAGAUGUUCACUUCCAAUUACGAACUCAUGACCCAAUCCCACAUUGAUUAUUUCCAAUUUGCAUACGGCGGAGCUUCCGAAUCGGACGGAACUUCGAGAAAAAGUUCGGUGAAAAGCGAGGAAAAGGAGGAAAUAAAAGCAAUGGGAACACCGUUGGAUCCAUCAAAAUUUGAAUUGAUCAAAGCUAUAAGCGAAGAGGUGAGUUUUGAGAUGUUGGUAUUUGAUUUUUUUGUAAAAUGUUUUACUUUUUAUUUAAUUUUUCGCCUUUUUCUUCUAGAAUAUCCUAGAAUUUACCUCCACAUUGAAGUCAAUUCCACUGGGAAACAAGAGUUUGGCUAGUCAGACCGUCGACGAAGCCAUGGGCCUGUUUAACGCCCGCUUUCAGCACGUUUACGAGCUGAAAAACGAGUUGGAAGCUAUAGGAAAUGAGCGAAAAAUGGUUGGAAAUCCCUUGAAAUUGGAUUUGAAUUUGUCCAAUAACAGAAAUCAGCCGCAGGGCGAAUUGCUGAUGACCUGCACCACCGAAAAAGCCGCUGGAUGUCUGUAUGAGGCCCUGAUAACGUGCCUAGAACGACUGGUCGAACAUGGCAUCACGACCAAUGUUCAAUUGGCACUCGUGUUUGAAGUCCUAACUUCAUAUCCGCAACCGGUUCUGGAGACCUUGGUGUUGUAUUCAGACGUCAUGAACACGCCAUUUUUGCCAAGAAUUGUUCGAGUCCUAUAG